AUGGUGGAUAUUACACCUGGUGAGCCGGUACCACCCGGCUUUGAGGAAGAAAUACUCAAGGCUCCACGUAUUCAAAGUACAAUCGAUCAGUAUAAAGCCAAUGCUUUAAUUGGUAUCGAAUAUACCUUGGAAUUGCAUGAAAGUGAUCGUCCCGAACCGGGUUACUUGUGUUUGUUGUGCGACAAACGUGGUGAUGCCCGCACCAUACUACACCAUUGGACAUCGUUUAAUCAUCGUAUGAAAUAUUUGGAAAAACAUUAUCCUUCGUGUGUUCGUGAAUUCCAACCGGUGAAGUAUAAACCGAAUUCCCACAAUAUUCUCAUUGCCAUAAUACAAAGUAUUGCCGAGGCUAUUGAAGAUUUUCAUGGUCGUUUGAAAGUGAAAGCAAUGGAUGCCGAUGAAUUUCGUCGUCAGAAAACUAAGCAUACCGAGGCAGUAAUGUCAUCGUUUCAUCAUGACGAACGAAAUGGUCCGAAUUUCUUAAAUGCCAUUGAUCGGACAUUGAUUGAUGUUAGAGGCAAAUCAGAUGGGUCAAGUAACCCCCCGUCUAAAGGCCAUAAAAGAAAUUCCCCCACAGAAAAGGCGCCACUAAAAAGAGAUGAGUUUGAUGCAAUUUCCAGUGAUUCGGAUAAUAAUGAUUCUGCAAAGAAACCCAAAUUCCACAAUAGGGGAGGAGGAGGAGGUAAACCCCCCACGUCCUAUGCCAACGAUGAGCCGCAAGACGACAAAGAAGAAAAGAAAUUGCCCACUCCCAAAGAAUUAUCCCUGCAGGCAUCUCAUAUUGCCCAAGAACGCUAUAAGUGGGAAAAGUACCGCUGCAUUUUGGAAAUCCAUUUAAAACAAGUUGAAAAAUUGCAAAAAGACUAUGAAAAAUCCCCGGAGAAACAUCCACAAUAUCCAGAAGAGUGGAAAAAGUUUUGGAAUCGCCGUUACAAAGAAUUGCAGGCUGAGAAAAAGGUCGAUCCCAACAAAUAUGACUACAAACCGGAAUGGAUUGUUUUCUGGACGAAGCGAAUGAAAGAACUCUUCAAUGCUGAUGUGGAAAAGAAGAAGAAAGAAAUCAAAAUUAAACUAGGUCUUCCCGAGGAUGCUGAGGAAAAAGUUGAUCAACUUAAGGAGCGUUAUAAGGUGACUGUAAAUCGUGUACAACGGCAGGUCGUAUCGGAUGUCAUCGAUAUUAGCGAUGAGGAAAGUCCAAUUGGUCGUCGAAGACCACCGCCCAGACGUACUCGGUCGCGAUCUCGAUCUCGCUCACCGCGCGGUCGUUCACCACCACGUCGUGGUCGAGGUGGUGAUUAUCGUUAUCGGUCGCGUUCACGUUCCAAAUCACGUUCGUUAAGUCCAUUCUCGGAUGAUUAUGAUCACAUAAGUAGUAAACACCGUCAUGCACCAAAACCACAUCGUCCGACGGGGCCUCGUGGUUACAAUCCCAUAGAUACACCUACGGACUAUUAUCAGUAUGGUGGAUCUUCACGUUAUCCUCCAAUGCCACAUGGUGGUGUGGUUGGAGGUGGGGCACAUUAUCCCCCCGCCCAUGCAUCUGCGGGUCCAUAUCGCAUUUUGGAUUCAAGUAAAAUACCCAAAUAUGAAGAUACAACUACCCGGGAUUCCAAAGAAGAUGAGGCAAAGGAAGACGAUGGUCCCCUAUCGGUAGUUGGGGUUCUACGUCUCUUAACCGCUCUGGAAGAACAUUUGGGUAGUCUCGGUCCCAAGGUCGUUGAUCUGUUGGGCAAGGCAUUGGCAUUGGAAAAAGUGAAAGCCAAUUCAUCCGAUGAUCUUUUACUCAAUGAAGAUAAUUGUGUAUUUUUCGAAACCAUCAAAGAAAAGCUAAAGGGUCUGUUAAUUGCCGAUGUUUUAGAUGAUGCACAUAAAGUGCGUGCCGUCAAGAAAGCUAUUAAAAAUAUUGCUGGCGUUAUUUAUCAAGUAACACAAGGUGAACACGCUAUGUAUAUAAACUUUCCAGAAAAUAGUAACACAAACGAUGAGGUCAAGGAAGAUAAAUCGUACGAUUCAACAAGUGGCGGCGGUGGCGGCGCUGCAAUUCCCUCUACAAUUGCCGGUAAAAAUAAACUCAAUGCUAAAGUAAAUAUCAAAGACUUGCCGUUUGAUCGUCAAAUGGUUGCCACCAAAAUGGCUGCUGCAUUGGUAAUGCAAGGUCGCGAGGAUGUCUCCACCGAUGACAUGGAUAAGUUAAUAUAUUUCUUUUUGUUAAUGGUAAAAUUAUCGAAAUCAAAACGUGAACUUGAUGGUAAGCCGUUAUAUUCGAAAAAUGUACUCUCCGAAUUGGGUCUUAUGCCCCUAAUUAGUGCACAAAGCAGUAGUUCCGCUGGCAUAAUAGAUAUUGGCCACAUUGAAACGGACAGCAGAUCAUCUUUCAGACCACCCUCAUCGAUACGUAGCGAUUUCAGUAAAGACAUUUCGGUGGAAAAAGAAACACCGAAAAAUGAUGCCAAUGCCAGUACCUUGGAGUCGCUGACGGACUCUGAUUUACAGACACUAUUGCAAAACUUUAAACAUUUAUCUAGUGAAGAGCAGCAUCAUCUUAUUGCCCAUUUGAAGAAAUUGGAAUCUGUGGAUCCACUACGUGUCGAGAAACUACGAAAAUAUGUAAACACUUCGGAUAUAGCCCCUGAACCGAUGCCCAGUACAAGUAAAGCAUCCUCUUCUGAUAGCCUAGAUGAUGGUGGUAUGGAACAGAAAUCAAAUUACUAUUCGCCAAAUACUAACAACGAUUCACCUUUUUCAGCGAUGGGUAAAGAUCAGGACAAACACCGUCGUGUUCGAUCGCCGCCUAGCCAUGACAUUGAUGAACGGGCUAGAAAUUCCGUUAAUCCCAACAAAUUUAGUUUGGAUGAUGAUGACGAUGAUGAUUAUAAUUUCGAUGAAGUUUUUAAGGCAGCAUCGCGAAAUAUAAAUCCCGGCGGCGGUGGAACACCCGAUGAAACAUCGCGGCACUCAAUGAAUGAUGCUUCUGGUAAAUCCACAGGCAAAUCCAGCAAAGAUCACAUUGUCUCUUUGGCAUCUCAAAAUGAUUUGACAUUUAAUCCGGCUGGUCUCAAAGAUCCACUGAGUGAUACACAAAAUCUUAUUGCCAAUUUAAUGGGUUCACUGCAACAGAGCAAUUCGAAAUCGGCCAGCACCCUGCCGCAACCAGUUCCUCCCGUCGAUGGUGGUGGCCAAAAACCAAAAAUGCCACCACAAAAUAAACAGCAGCAACAACCACCGCCACCACCUGCGCAACAACAGCAUAACAAUAUGGCAUACUAUCAGCAGCAACAGCAGCCAUCUCACCAUCAAGGCGUCGGUGGUUAUCCCGAUAUGCAACAUGCUGGUGGUGGUUACAAUCAAAUGCCACCAAAUUACUAUAAUCCCCCCGCCAUGGGUUAUAAUCAAAAUCCAUAUGGUGGUGGUCCACCGGCACCUGGCUACCCACCCCAACAGCAACAACCAUGGGCCCCCGAUCCCCAUCAACAACAAAUACCCGGCCAUCCAAAUAUGCAAUUCUUUGGUAUGCCGAAUUAUGGUGGGGGUUAUUAUGGACAAGGUGGUAAUUAA
Musca vetustissima is the source of this 3555-nucleotide messenger RNA. RefSeq lists its product as uncharacterized. Lineage: Eukaryota; Metazoa; Arthropoda; Insecta; Diptera; Muscidae. The transcript is spliced from 3 exons. The record is from RefSeq and is a predicted model, not a curated record. Bases 1 to 3555 code for a protein of 1184 amino acids.